Molecule: messenger RNA, 13123 nt
Organism: Epinephelus moara (kelp grouper)
Lineage: Eukaryota; Metazoa; Chordata; Actinopteri; Perciformes; Serranidae
Product: thyroid hormone receptor alpha
Exons: 12
Coding region: 1955-3205 (416 amino acids)
Biological process (GO): cell differentiation; positive regulation of transcription by RNA polymerase II; retinoic acid receptor signaling pathway
Molecular function (GO): RNA polymerase II cis-regulatory region sequence-specific DNA binding; zinc ion binding; nuclear receptor activity
Source: RefSeq, a predicted model, not a curated record
UCUCCUGACCCGCAUUCACCCGUACUGUACAGGCGGGGGGGAGGACCGAGCACACAGCGCUAAUAAACGCCGUAGAGUUCCCGUGCAGACCGUGGCCAUGGCUCUGGCAGUCCCUGACAGACACGGCGCUCCCGUCUCCUCACACCUCACAGCGGACUGAACGGGGGGCUAACACCGGGAGAAGCGUUAGCUCCGCCGGCUGACACGGUUGUUAACCGGCUGGACUCGCGUCUAUCUCUGUUGGUUCUGCUUUUUAUUUUUCUCUUCACGUGUUAAUCCGGCUGUUGUUUCCUCACGAGGCUUUAUGUUGACGGCACAGGAGGCGGUUCUGUACCACAAGUCGAGCAUUGGAUGAGGGCAGCAUCAUCAUCUGCUUCAGUGGAGGACCGUCAGAUGAGUCUUUGUGGGGCCCGAGCUGCAGGUCAGGACACCCUGGGUUAAGAGUUUGCAGACCGGCUCAGGAACAUCUAUUUCAACAAAGACGCUCAUCCCCAAAACACCAUCUGAUGCUUGUGUCAUCGAGUCAGAACGUCCUCCGUCUUCUCAGCACCAGGUGAAGCCCCUGAUGACACCUACCGGUGCAUGUUAGGAGGCAGAGCGGAGCAUCGACUCCUUCAGAUGGACUCUGGGAAAAACCACCAGCAUUCUCUCUCAAAAAAGACAUAAGACAGAAGAAUCUAGUCGAGACUGAUACAACACUACUUUACCUCCCGCCGUCCUCUCCUCGUCCUCCGAUCCAAUCAGAGAUCACCUCCUCUGCUCUCUACCUCCCACAGAAAUAGAAAAGGAAGAAAACAAAACAAGUGAAAGCAAUUUAUUAGCCGUUCCUCUUCUUCUCUUCGUGCAACAUUUCUCCAUUUACCUCAGGGAUUCUCUCCCACUGCCUACCUCCUCCACCGAAACAGCCAACCCAGUGACUGGAACACAGAGCAAAAACACACCUGUGACCUCUCGCUGCUGUUACCAUGACAACCUGUAUUGCCUCUGAAGCUCUCUUCACUGCAACCGUGACGACCAGCAAUGACCUUGGACCUCUUACCACCUGCCAGCUCAGACCUGCUCACUGCCUAAAUCGUACUGAUCCACACUUGUAGCCUGGAGCUCGGGCUCGUUAUUACCGCAAGUAAAGUGUCAUAUUGCCAGAGCGGCAGCUACACACUCACAAUAGCCUCACACACCCUCUGUACAAUAAACCUGGCAGGAAACUAUAUACCUCAGCAGACUCUCAAGGACUUCUACUGAAGGGAACUUUUCAACAACAGCGUUCACUAUCCUGGUGCUUCAGUCCACACACAGCAGGAAACACAUGCUCACCAGCCUGGUGCUUCAAUCUACCCAGUAGACGACUCACUUCAGCAUCUUCCAUUUGCCUUAGAGGCAGGAGUAUAGCAACAGUAGCCAGGGAGGCCUCCAGAGAAGCAGAGAGAGACUCAGGAGUCCUGCCUGGCAGGCAUCUUCAUUUCAUAUGCUUCUCAGCAAAGUCACAUCAUACACACGCCUCCCCAUCUAAGCAGUAGCAUAAAUCAGCAAUUGCCCAAGAGGCCUUCGGAGAUCACAGAAGAGACUCAGAAGCACCCCCUGCCUUGAGCUUCACCCUGUGACGCCUCCAGAGAAGUAAAGCUACCCACGGAGCGGCACAAGCUCUGGGGAGCCUCAGCGGCUUUUCUGACUCUGGAGGGAAGUCGCACAGAAUAAAGAAGUCCCAGGCAGAUUUAACUCAGCGCACUAUGAGCCUUGGAAAGUUAGAAGAGUAAACACGGAGAUCCGUGAAGAAUGCAGCGCUCUCUUUUGCUUCCACUGAUGUCCCGCCCACCGUGCUCCUCCCAGCCAAUCGCUGCGCAGAUCCUCAGAUGGCUGUCUGUUGAAGGGCCCGCCGGCGAAUGCUGAGCAGGCUGGCGAGGUCGAGGUCCGCCUCAUUGUCCUGUGACUGGCUGCUGGAUGGGACUGAGGCUACAUGGAGCCAAUGUCCAACAAGCAGGAUAGCAACUCAUCAGAGGGAGACGAGAAAGGGUGGCCAGAUGUGCCGAAGAGAAAGAGUAAGAACGGCCAGUGUUCGGGGAAGAGCGUGUCUGCUCUUAGUGUCUCUGUUCCAGGGUACAUCCCCAGCUACCUGGAGAAAGACGAGCCGUGCGUGGUGUGCGGGGACAAGGCGACCGGCUACCACUACCGCUGCAUCACCUGCGAGGGUUGCAAGGGUUUCUUCCGCAGAACGAUCCAGAAGAACCUCCAUCCAGCGUACUCCUGUAAAUAUGAAGGCUGCUGCAUCAUCGACAAGAUCACGCGCAACCAGUGCCAGCUGUGCCGCUUCAAGAAGUGCAUCUCAGUGGGCAUGGCCAUGGACUUGGUGUUGGACGACUCGAAGCGCGUGGCCAAGCGGCGUCUGAUCGAGGAAAAUCGGCAGAAGAGGAAGAGGGAGGAGAUGGUGCGGACGCUGCAGACGAGGCCAGAGCCAACCACGGCAGAGUGGGAGCUGAUCAGGAUGGCGACCGAGGCCCACCGGCACACCAACGCCCAGGGCUCCAGCUGGAAACAGAAACGCAAGUUCCUGUCGGAUGAUAUCGGCCAGGGCCCGAUGGUGUCCACGUCUGACGGGGACAAAGUGGACCUGGAAGCCUUCAGCGAGUUCACCAAGAUCAUGACCCCCGCCAUCACGCGCGUCGUUGACUUUGCCAAGAAGUUGCCCAUGUUCUCGGAGCUGCCGUGUGAAGACCAGAUCAUCUUGCUGAAAGGCUGCUGCAUGGAGAUCAUGUCGCUGCGCGCCGCCGUACGCUACGACCCGGAAAGCGAGACGCUGACGCUCAACGGCGAGAUGGCCGUGAAACGCGAGCAGCUGAAGAACGGCGGGUUGGGAGUGGUGUCGGACGCCAUCUUUGAUUUGGGCAAGAGCCUGGCUCAGUUCAACUUGGAUGACUCGGAGGUGGCGCUGAUGCAGGUCGUGCUGCUCAUGAGCUCAGACCGCUCGGGGCUGACCAGUGUGGAGAAGAUCGAGCAGUGCCAAGAGGCCUACCUGCUGGCGUUCGAGCACUACAUCAACUACCGCAAGCACAACAUUCCCCACUUCUGGCCCAAGCUGCUGAUGAAGGUGACGGACCUGCGCAUGAUCGGAGCUUGCCACGCCAGCCGCUUCCUCCAUAUGAAGGUGGAGUGUCCCAACGAACUCUUCCCCCCGCUCUUCCUGGAGGUCUUUGCGGACCAGGACGUGUGACUUAAAGGACGCUGACACCAAGGCACCCCCUCAAAGAACCCUGGACUCGGAUCUAAUUAAUAAAUUUGGGGAGGCUUUGGGGGAAGAGGAAGUGAGGAGGAAGAACAAGAGAAGAAAAACUGGAUUUUUUUUUUUCUUCAGUGGGAACGUGCCCUGUAAACUUUGUUUUUUGUCCCGUUUUUUCUCAAGACCCACCACCUGCCACCAGCAAACACACACCGACUUCACCAGAGAAACACACUGUCAGUCUGAGAGGUACACACACACAGAGCUAUAUAAAGAGUCACAGGUAUUCACACAGAUCCAGACACACUGCCAUGAGCGUACAGUGCAAACAUAUGCAAACACAAACCUCACCUGUUAACUCCAGUUGCACCUGUAUGGACAAACAGCUGUACUCUACACUACUGCAAACUCCCUCCAGCACCCACCUCAACAAAGUGUCGUUUUGUUUUUAUCUCUGGGACCUGACCACUAGCUCCUCAGACGACCCCCCGCCCCUGUCAUCUCCCACACAUGGCGUCCUCCGUCUGCCCGUGCAGCCCAGCCCACAGCCCACAGCCCACCGAGGCCCCGUGAGUGUUUGUCAACCUACCUCCCCCACGUACUGACCUCUCCGUCUCUCUCACGUCCACACAGAGGCACAAAACACACCCCGACGCUCUUACCUCAUGUCCUGAAAUGUAUUUCCACAUUUAUUGGUAGUCUGUUGAGAAAGCCAUGCAGUCUUCAGUCUCUAGUGUUAGGAGAAGUAACAGUGGGAACACUUUGUAUGAAGCUCUUACCUACAAUGAGUCAUUUACACAAAACACCUGUCAGACAAAACUAUAGGCUCUCUCCUCGGCCCUUGUUGUGUCUAUUUCUCUGGUGUCCACUGCAAAUCAAUAGCGAAGCAGCAGGCAGAUAUUUGUUAUUUGGGUAGGUGUUUGGUUUUCAAUUUUUGACUCCCCGCCAAAUCAGCAAACUUUCUGUUGCUGCCGUUACACAGGUUAUACACAGCAGUCAAUGUCCGUCUCUGGAGCUGCUCCCCUCCUGGCAAACAAUCAGUUUAGUGUUUGCCUGGUUAGCACGAGCUAACGGAUGCAAAUUUUCACCUCACGUUAGUCAUGCAAGUUCACGCUAGAAUAUUUUGUGUUGACUUGCUACAUACGUGCAAAUAACUCGCAUCAUACGCACAUAAAAUUGCUGAAUCGAUAAAUUAACUUCCACUGGUGCGUCCUCAGCGUCAAUAUUGAUUGGCUAUCUUGGUGCAAACUGGUUGCUGAAAUUCCGAUUGUUCAACGCGUAUGACGGGAAACCGCACUACUUGCGUAAUUUGCGUAUUUUGCGUCAUGGUGCUCCAGCCCUUGCUCUGUCCAAAAUGUGGACUACAAAUUGUGGGUUUGCAGGUUCGUUGUUUCCCCCUGCUGCCAGUCUUUGUGCUAACUUAAGCACGUCCUCGGAGGAUGAAUUGUAAUCUCUUUCAUCAGGUCAGAAUUUCACUUUCUGCAAUACUAUUUUGAAUAUCUUCAACGCUAUCAUGCUAACAUGCUAACAAAGCAAGCACUACUAGCUGCCAUGAUUAAUAUUUUCCUAUUAACAGCAGAUUAAUAACACAUUUCGCCUUUUCAUGCAAAAAGGGUCGAGACCAGAGCUCAGAUAAUAAAGUGAAUUACAGCUACAGGCUUCAUACAAAGUGUUUCCACUGCUUUUAUUUUACAGUGUAACAAAUACAAACUUACUUCAUAACAAAUGACAACACAUGACUUGAAAUACUGCAUCCUGUUACUCAUUAACACUGAGAGAUACUCUAUAGUACUCACACACCGUGUAUCAGUAUAUGCUGUGUGUGUGUAUAUAUACAUAUAUAUAUAUAUAUAAAUAUAUCGCUAGGAUACCUCUCCGACACAUACCUCCUGUCUUCAUUACCUCACACAUAUUACACCCAGUUGUUUUUUGACGUAUUACCUCAGUUGUUUUGUUGCUCAUCUCUCCCUCCUCCGAAAUAACCACUGGGCUGCACCUCACUUCCUGUCUCUCUGUGUACGUAUGCGUCCUCUCAUCGGAGCCCUCUUAAUCACACCGUAGCCCCGCCUCCUCACCUCCCUGCCAGGUUCAGGGCGAUGGUGGCGGCGGCGGGAGAGGAUGCCGUCACUAACCUCUGCAGGCCUCCCCCCGUCACCCGUACCUGUUUCAAGUCCCGCCUGUAACCGACAGAUUCUACCUCACCUCUCAUCUCAGUGCAGCUGCCCGUCUGUCUGCAACACACCGACAUGCACACAUAUAUAAAUAUAGAUAUUUAUAUAUAUGUACACACGAAUUGCCAACAUGGACUCGUUGACUCCUCCAGCAGCAGGUCUUUAAAACGGGAUCAACAUCUGACAGCUGACACACAGACUUCCUCCCAUUUUUCAUCCUGAUCACACACCACGAGGGACCAACAGUCACUUUGGAUUCUGUUUUUAUUCAGGAACCUGAAAUGACAACGAGGGCAGGGGUGAAUUUGUGACGUCACAGCGUGCCGAUUAAAGGAAACUGUCGUGGGACAACGACAGCUGGAAGCUGGGACUCCAGUGGAAGCCAUUUUGGCCCGAUGGGUCAGGCCAACGGACUACUGUGGGUGGUGACUGGGAGAUACACAAACAGCAAGUGAGUCAGCAGCAGUAUUCGCCUGUGGAUAUGGUUUCAUCCCGGCCGAGGGGAGGGAAACGGCGAGCGAGCGACUGUGGUGCGCAGCGUUGUGACUCAGGCCAAGCCAACAGCAAACCGCCACACGAAAAAAAAACGGACCCUUGUUCUCGCGCAUUCAGUCCAUCUCCAGAUCCUUCCCUCGCCGUCGCAGCAGAAAUGGACGCAGAGACUUUCUGAGCGACUGUCCUAUCCCAGAAACUUACAAUAUGAAUUAAACACUGCUGAAAUAAGCUCCACCAACCAUAUCCCAAAUGCCAUCCACUACAAGUAACUAUCAGGUUUUUUUCUGUUGCACUAAAACCACAAUGUCUGUAUCCCUUAGUAGCCCUGAACCCCUUCUUAAACCCUGCCCCCCACAUCUUUCCUGUUCCCGCCUGUCUUAACAAUACUCUCUAAACACAAGAACACACACUCUCCGUUAUCUCAUCUCUGUUGAAACCAAGAAGGACUGUGACAUGGCCUUCAGGCGCCGCCGCUCUCAGUGUUACCGCUCUACGUUGCAGGGUAUUAAAAUAGAACCAUAAGCACUGAUUAUACAGGGAUACACACACACUCGCAGCAGCAGCAUACACACACAUACACACACAGCAAUAGGAUGAUCAAGCAGUACAGUUUCACGCCCGCCACCUCCAGGCCUGCUGUGUUUUGUACCGUACUUUGCUCACUAUCACUGUGAAUGAAAGCCAUGCUGCAACCGGGUCAUGGCUCAGACAGGGAACCGCUGGCUUAGUAAUCCUGACAUGUUAAUGUGCCUCCCUGAGGUCGGUAAUACAAAUAUACAUUAUACAGUAUACAGAAGCAUAUAUUUAUAGACAUAGAUAUAUAUAGAAAUGUUGCAGUUAUUGUUUGUGGCAUUAGAGCUAUCAGCGGCUGAGUUUACGCUGCCAGCUCAAAUCAGAUCCGUCAUCCGUCUGACCAGUCAUGUAGCAGAAGGUGUCAGUUUACCCAGCUGUAUUAAUAUCUGUACAAUAAUAUUUAUGCAUUGUUUGCAGUUGACGUCAUAUUGCAUUAUAAUGCUUGUUUGCCUUGUGGAGACCACCAACUAACCUUCAAAGUUUACCCACCUUUUGCAUACCUCUGAGUCACUUCAUAUAGCACAAGAAGUACCUUAAGCAGAAACACAUCGCUCACUUUUCCCUGCUCCGGGAGAACAAACAUGAGAUCAGGUCCACAGAGCUCCAUGAACUGAGAUCUAAGAUUUGAGCUGGCAGCACAGCUGCUCCGUCUGUCUGUCUGUCUCUCUCUCUCUCUCUCUUUCUAUCUUUCAGCCAAAUGAUCACUGGAGAAAUCCUCCCCGCCCCGUCCUCUUAAGACAACCACACCAGCACCACAGAGCACACUGCCUUCAGCCAUGAUCAGUUGCACCAGCAUAGCAGAGAGACAGACCAGUAGUCAGUCACCAUCCUCCUCACCAAAAAGCCAUUUUUACCUGGAGAUCACUGCUCGCUGUGAUACUGCUAUGUUCAGACAGCAGGCAAAUCCAAUCAGUGCUUUUAAUCCGAUCUCUUCAUGGUGUUUUAACUGACUCGAUUGAAUUUGGGACAGCGUAUUAAUUUGCAACCUGGCAACACGUUUUCCGCAUGACCGACAACUCGAGAUGCUUCAACAAACCUUUGACACGGAGAGCUCCUUCUAACUUUUACAGCUUCAUAACCCUCCAUGCAUUCAUGAGAGAAGCCAUUCUUCUACUCUAACGAGGAAUAUCUAAAGCCAACAUAAAAAAAAAAAAAAAGGAUUUGCUCUGUGUGUUUGAACACGGCCUCGUGGUGGUACAUGAGGCAAUUUUGCAGGCAAAGCUGGAUGGAAAUGCCUCCCAUCUAUAACAGCCGCAGGAAGUGAGCCCAGCAUUGAAGCAACUUUUAGUAGUGGCCAAACAGUUGUAGUGCAACUCCCAGGCUCCGUCACGUGAUGGCAUUGGGCCCAAAAAGACUCACAGCAAGAGGGUUCCUGGUUAGCAACCUGGCGUGGGGGAGCCCUUCUCUGUGAAGUUUGCAUGUUUUCUCAUGUCAGCGUGGGUUUCCUCCAGGUGCUCCGGUUUCCUCCAACAGUCCAAAGACAUGCAGGUUGAUUGGUGACUUUAAAUUGGUUGUAGGUGUGAAUGUGUCAGGCUCCAGUCCCUCCGCGAAGUGGUUACAGGAAAUUAAUGAAUGAAAUAGACGUGACAAAAAUGUCAAUGGUGGACUUUGGAACAUUCAAAGCUGAGAAUAGCCAUGCCUGCAGUUACCUUCAAAUGCUGCAUGAGCGACAGGCUGGUGAACUCCAGUAGUCUAGGAUAAGCACGUACGGAAAUGAAUGAAUGAAGUUAGCUGACUGAUGAGCUGGAAGUAGCCAGCUGUAACGCGCCUGCUCUCUGGGCCCAAUGAUACGGAAGCAGCGCUCAUCAUCUGCGUAAUUUCCAAUCACAGAAAAAGAGCUUUUUUGGCUUCAUGCGCCACUGAGCAAAUUUUGUAGGAGUGAACAAGGCCCCGCCUCGUACAUGGUAUCCAGGUCUCUUAACACAUCGAUGGUUGAGGCCCAUCAGUUGCCUCAAAAGUUGCCUGCACACCCUGUACCACUUUCCACCCCCUACCUGAGCUGCAAAAGUCUCCGUCUUUUCUGCACCGUGACCACAGAAUUGUGUUUUCUCUUUCUCUCUCUCUCUCUAACUGUCUCUUAGAUUAAACUUAGGGGUUAAGUUUUAUGUUGCGUUUACAAUAAACUAAAAUGUGAACUUGAUGCUCUGAAGCUCUGCUGCUGCAGCAUAGCACAAAACUAUAACAACCACUCUGAAGCAGUUCAAAACUCAUGCAACUCCUUUUCCACAAAUACUUCUACUACUUUUAUUACUUACCCAGGGAAACAUCUGUAAGUCAACAGCAUCCUCUCUCUCUCUUCCUCGCAUCUUUUCCCGUCCUUACACCUCCAUUCCGUCCCUUCCCCGACGUUCCCAUUCUCCUUCCUGUUAUUUUCAAUCCUUGCCCCAAUUUACGACCCCGUCCCCUAUUUAUUUCACUCUGUCCUCUUGGUAUGCACCUCCCUCCUCCCUCCCCACAAACACUCACAGAAACCUACCCCAACUCAUACUAGCACUCUUUGGUGGAGAUAGUCGACAAUCCCUGCAGGAAUAUGUCCACAUGUGGAAUGUAAAAUACUGAAAUUGUACGAUUAAAGACACGGUGUGAAGUUCCACACUCAUGUUGAUUUUGAUGUUGUUGAUGUUGCUUUCGUUGUGCACCAAGUGUUCGUUGCUCUGCUUAUUCUAGAGUGGAUGAGUUUGCCAGCGGGGUUAAAACCUUGAUCGUGUGACAGACUGCUACUGAUAAGUCCUUUUACUUUAAUAUAGUAUGUUUAUAAAAGACUUGUGGUGUGAGGACAAAUGAAGUGACUUUGUUUUGAAAAUAGAGAAAAAAAGAUGUUUUUUUCUCUCUGAUUAUUCUUUAAUGCCGUUAUUAAUUUGCAUCUGAUUUAUCUUGGUAAGUGAAUGUCUGUCUAUCUGUGUUGAUGCUUUACUGUGAUAAAAAUGGCUGUAUAUGCACUUUCAGACCAUCGUUGGUGCAGUGGUAGCUAGUGCUCAAAUGUCACCCAAGGGCCAGGGUUCAAAUCACCUUCAGUUUAGCUGAAAAAUGAGUCUGCAUAGAUCUGUGAUACAGCCUGCUGUUCAAUUUUUAGGAUAUGUCAUCAGAUUUAGCAUUUAAACUAUUUAGUUGCCUUAUCCUGGUGUUAUGAUCUGCAACCAGAUGUGCUACACAUUCAUAAUAACACCAUGAAAUUAUUUAUAAGGAAUAGGCCCAUUGGUCACACGGGAUCUCUAGCACUUCAGUGUAUAAUUUGAGGUGUCUUGCAUUAUUCAGAGUUUAAUCUUUUAGUGUCACAAAUGUGGCAGCAGUUUGCAUUCAUACUGUGGAUUUUUCAGAAAUUAUCAACAACAACAAAAAAAAUCUUUGAAAAAAGUUUUGAAGUCUGUAUUUGGGUUUUCCCGCCUUUUUUGAUAGCUUCCAUUACUGCAACCUGUUGCAGGCUAAUACUUCCUUUUGGGUCAUAAAAUUAUUAUUAAUUAUUAUAAUUAAUUAUUAAAAACAUAUACCUUUUUUCUCAAAGAAACAAGAAUUUUCUCAAAUCUAACUUCUAUCUGCCAUCAGAGGAGCCGUAGCUAACAGCUAACUAGCUAGCUGCUUGGAUAUCUUGGCAACUUGUGACUUGUGUCAUUUAAGUAUAACCUUUUAGUGACAUAAACAUGGCAUUAGUUUCAAUUUAAAGUGUAGAUUUUUCAGAAAUUACCUAAAACUGAAAUGUAGGCUUCAAACAGUUUUGAAGCCUACAUUUCAGUUUUCCCGCCGUUUUUGUUAGCUUCCGCCAACGCUUCCUGUGAGAGGCCAAUACACUGGAAACUCCUUCUGGGUCCUACAAUUGUAUUAAAGGAGCCAAAAUUUAACUAUAAUGAUACUUUUUCUUAAUAAUAAUGCUUUUUUUUACUGUUUCUCUGAUAAACAAGAUUUUUCUGAAAUCUAUCUUCUAUCUGCCAUUAGAGGACUCAUAGCUAACAGCUAACUAGCUAGCUGCUGGGAUUUCUUGGCAACUUGUAAACAGAACAAAUUAUUCUUACUAUCACAAAGCGUUUAAUGUCAGUUCAGCCUCAGUGCCCAUUGGUUUUGGUGUAAUGAUUAAUUGUAACAGAUUUGGAACUGCAAUUGAAUUUUCAAUUUGAGUAAUUAGCAUUUCUACAGCCAAGCUUUCUACACACAAUUUAACAAGCACUUACUUGCUGAUGGUGUCUAAAAGAUGAGGUGACUUGCGUUAUUCAAAGUAUAACAGUUUAGUGACAUAAACAUAGCAGUGGUUUUAACUUCAGAAACUGCCUAAAACAAAUCCUCAAGUUUUGAAGCCUACAUUUGAGUUUUCCCGCCUUUUUUGUUAGCUUUUACCACCACUACCUUAUCAAACUUUUUCUCCAAGAAAAAAGAAUUUUCUUAAGUCUGGCAUCUAUCUGCCAUUAGAGGAGCUGAAGCUAACAGCUAACUAGCUAGCUGCUGGGAGAUUCUGGCCGCUUGUAAACCAAACAAAUUACUCUCACUGUCAAGUAGAGAUUACCGUCAAGUCUAGGCUCAGGGCCUCUUGGUUUUGGCCUAACGAUUAGUUGUAACUUAAUUAGGAACUGAAACUGUGUUUUCUCAAACACUCCCACGCUCGAGUUAUUAACAUUUCUACGGCAAAGUUUUCUGCACACAACUAACAAGCAGUUGACGUAUUGUUUCCCAAACCUUUAGCAUUCACAUUGCUUAGCUUUAACACCUGUCUCUGUUCCCGCUCUCAUGUUGUGCACCAAUGGGCCAAAAUCCCAUAAAAUGGGAUGUAUUUCCUCUAAAAACAAAACCUCAAGCUAACCUCACAGGUCAAUAGAUCUGAAGUACAGUUUCACCUAAUAUUUUUACAGUAUAUUUGUUUUUCUUAGGGACUGUACAAAAGUUAUUGGCAUGAGGUUAAACAUUAUAUUUCAUGUCUUGCUUACCUCACACGACAACACAUUUUGAGUACAGUGUCACUAAAUACUUUAAUUACUUGUUUUCCUGGGGGACUGUAUGUAAAUUAUUGGUGUUCUUUUUAGCAAAAAUAAAAAUGACAUGACCCUCCCUCCCUGAUAAUUUUCAGACAGUCCCUUACAGCUCAUUAUGGAUGCAUAUAGUAUUGUUUCUACUUCCAGUACAAUUAAUAGGGUACUUUGGGGGAAAUGUUUAAUAAGUUUAUUGUAAACCAAGGUUUUGCCAAAUUCAUCGUCCAAUUAGUUGAACUGAAAGUGAAUGAACCUGAAUCCUGCUUUCCACAGUUGCUUGGGCUGUAUCACUUGCUAAGUUGGGCGUUUGCUCGUACUCCUGAUCUGGGUCAGUAAAAAUAAUAAAAAAUAUCACCAACGUCCUGUUCUUAGCCUUUAGAUUGCUCAAAAUCUUGCGAUGUAUGAAUCUGCCGUAUAUUAAUCUUGAUGUUGUGACAAGAAUAUUGCUUUUCAUGGUAAAAACAGUCUCACCAUACAAAGAGGAAAGAAACAAAAAAAUAUCACAAAAUAGAAACCAAAAAAAAAAAUCGAGAUUUAUACAACUGUUCAUACCUCAUUGUACUGCUUUGUGCCAGAGUAAAGGAGAUGGAGUGAUCAGUCUCAAGCAAGGAGAAUCACCAGUGGUUGGCAAAAUAUGGAACAGGACCCAGCAGUGGUCUCAGGAAGAUUAAAAUGUGGCCCCAAAUUUUUUUGAAUAAAAAUUGGCAGCUUUAAUAGUUUUUGUCGGGACAGUUUAGCUCCCGAAAUGUAAGCUCGUGUGAAAAAAGAAAACACUCAAAAUGUGUUGUAGAGGGCGAGUGGAUCUGCUAAAAAUGCUUACAGGAUCUGUUCAGGUUGUACAAUACAUCAUUGUAACAAUGUUGUGGCUCUAGAUAAAAACAUGUUUGAAAAUUACUGCACUUUGUUAUGUCUAUAAGAAAUUGAUAGCAUGAAAUAUGAAGCCAUGCUUUGAGUAUUUAUCAUCAGCUGGCAGAUAUAUAUUCCAUCUCUACGUGUGUUCUGCCCCGACAAACCAAGAGAGGACUGAUGCAUCAUCAGGACAAGAGUUGGGGUGCAUUGAGUAGUUUGGCCAAGUGAAACAUUUAAAUCCAGAUUACAGUUUUGAACAUCAUCAGCAAUGGCAAAGAAAUCAAAAAUGGUGCUCCUGCCCCCGAGGAAAGCUUCGAAGAGAGAUGUUCUCUUCUUCAGGCCUUCAGAUCUCAAGUGCAAAUAUGCAAUUACACAUGUGUACUUUAAUACAGGCCAAGUAAUUGUGCCUUCAACAAGAAAAGUUUAGGACCCCACGUCCCAAACUGCUAAUCCCAUGAUGAAAAUGUCCUCUCUUGUUUUUUGGUUCCUUGCUCCCUGCAGCUCCCCUUCACAGUGACUUUAUGCAGUAGCACACAACCCUGCAGCCCGAAUCAGCGUAUCUGAGCGACAUGAUGUGAGGCCCUCCGCACGCAGUAGGCUUUUUCCCGUUUGCAAAGCAGCCAUAAUUUUUUGGCACAGCACAGUGUUGAAUGUAAAGCUGAAUGAGGUUGAAGCACCCCGGACGAGAGUUUGAUGGUGUAUUUUAUAAUGCUGGUCGUGGGUUUGUAAUGGGCACGGUUGUUGUUUGUCUUGUUUUCUGUGACAAAUCAUUCAUGGCACAAUCAGAGAAUGGCAUCUCAAUGGCUCAAAGCUGUUCGUGUUUGUGGCUAUGUGACAUUCAUUUUCAACAUUAUAAAAUUAUUUGAUAUCAA